Ostrinia nubilalis (European corn borer) is the source of this 1767-nucleotide messenger RNA. RefSeq names its product ornithine aminotransferase, mitochondrial (gene Oat). The transcript is spliced from 10 exons. The record is from RefSeq and is a predicted model, not a curated record. NCBI's taxonomy places the organism in Eukaryota, Metazoa, Arthropoda, Insecta, Lepidoptera, Crambidae. The coding region runs from base 114 to 1340 and encodes 408 amino acids. Gene Ontology annotation, molecular function: pyridoxal phosphate binding; L-ornithine transaminase activity; identical protein binding. Gene Ontology annotation, cellular component: cytoplasm.
UGAGCUAUAUAAGAAAGUUCAGGGACUCGCUGCGCAUUCAUUUUCGUCACGCCUGUGAAGACACUUCUAGAUAAUAUCUACACGUUUUACGAUAUAUUUCUACACAUUUAAGAAUGGUCGACAACAAGGUUUUGUCCUCUCAAGAGAUCUUCGCAUUGGAAGAUGAGUACGGAUGCCGCAACUACGCCCCAGUAAAAGUAGCACUAUCUCGAGGCGAAGGAGUGUUCGUAUGGGACGUUGAAGGCAAGAAGUAUUAUGACUUCCUGAGCGCAUACUCCGCAUUGAACCAGGGUCACUGCCACCCCAGAAUCAUCGCCGCACUCAAAAAGCAGGCAGAGAAGCUAACACUAGUCUCCAGAGCAUUCUACACUGACCAACUGGGCAGAUAUGAGAAGUUCAUGACGAGCCUACUCGGCUUCGACCGGCUGCUGGCCAUGAAUUCCGGUGUGGAGGGCGGUGAGAGCGCCUGUAAGAUCGCGCGCAAGUGGGGCUAUGACGUCAAGAAGAUACCCGAGGGACAAGCUAAGAUUAUAUUCGCUGAAGGCAAUUUCUGGGGUCGCACCAUGUCGGCGGUGUCGACCUCAUCGGACCCGACCUGCUACCAGGGCUUUGGCCCCUACAUGCCUGGCUUUAAGCUCAUCCCUUUCAACGACGUUGAAGCUUUAGAGAAAGAAUUACAAGACCCGACAGUGGCCGCGUUCAUGGUGGAGCCCAUCCAGGGAGAAGCCGGCACCGUGAUCCCGGACGAUGGCUACCUGAAGAAGGUUCGCGAACUCUGCACCAAGUACAAUGUGCUGUGGAUUGCUGACGAAGUACAAACUGGAUUAGGUCGCACAGGCAAGUUGCUGGCUGUUCAGCAUGAGGACGUGAAGCCCGACAUUCUUAUUCUGGGCAAGGCUCUGAGUGGCGGCGUUUUGCCGGUCUCCGCAGUGCUGGCGAGCCACGAAGUCAUGAAUGUCAUCAAACCUGGAACCCAUGGGUCAACGUAUGGCGGCAAUCCCUUGGCUUGUGCGGUCGCCAUGGAAGCAAUGAAGGUAUUAUUAGAUGAAAAACUGCCAGAGAGAGCAGAAAAGUUGGGAAAGGUGCUACUUGAAGAACUGAGAAAGAUCCCCAAAGACAAAGUCACCCUCGUCAGGGGGCGCGGACUAAUGUUAGCGAUGGUGGUGCACGACAGCAUUCCAGCGUACGACGUGAUCGUCAGACUGCGGGACGCCGGCCUGCUGACAAAGACCACCCACGGGCAGGUCAUCCGCCUGGCGCCGCCGCUCGUCAUCACCGAGGAGCAGGUCCGCGACGGCGCCAACAUCAUCAGGAAGGUCUUCGAAAGCUUCGACAAAUAAACUCUCCUCUGCCUCAGGUCUCAUCUCCUUUACACGACCGAGAAGCGGUCACAGCGAAUGUUGCUUAAACAAGGACUCCUAUUUUAUGUGAAAUGAUUAAUGUUUACGGUAUCUAGUUUAAAAUAAGCGCAGACUGAGACUUUUGGGCAGAGCUUUACAAGAGUAUUUUAUUAUUUAUAAGUUUUCGAAAAAAUAAUAUAUUAAAAAUAUUGAUCUGUCAUGUUAUUGUUCUGUAGAAGAAUCGUGCAGUGAAAUGAUCGAUAUAUUUUACAAUAAAUUUAUUAUUAUAAUAAUAAUGCAAUAUUAUUUAAACAAGCGUCUCACAACACCCUCAUAAUCACAGUUAGUCGAGGUAAAAUACUGUACUUUUUAAAUAUAGGUAUACCGCGAAACGUGUGUACUAGAAUAAAGGCAACAAUAUCACAAA